GAGGAGGGGCCCCUUGUUGAAGACGCGGGGGCGGAGGCGGCGGCGGAGGGGGGCGCGGGGGCUGGGGCGGCGGCCGGCGAGGCGGCGGGGGCCGCAGGCGGCGCGGAGCGACGCAGCCAGCGGUACACCGCUGACAAGUACGGCCCGAUGGUGUACACAUUGAGCGUCGUGAUGCUGCAGGCCGCGCCAGACAGGGAGGGCGCCCGGAGGGAGGGGUCAGGGGCCGGCGCUGAGCGGCAGCAGAGGCGGCGGCGGCAGCAGGUGCCGGCCUCGGAGGCGGCGGCAGAGGCGGCCGGGGGAGACGCGGCGUUUGCGGAGGCGGCAGAGGCCGCUGCGGCUGCGGGGCCGCCGGCCGACACGGGGUUCUAG
Molecule: messenger RNA, 369 nt
Organism: Monoraphidium neglectum
Lineage: Eukaryota; Viridiplantae; Chlorophyta; Chlorophyceae; Sphaeropleales; Selenastraceae
Exons: 1
Source: RefSeq, a predicted model, not a curated record